CGAGUAUAAAAGAGUUUGCGGGUUUGUAGAGCGUCAGAGCCUUCCACAUCGUCAGAAACAUGAGGGCAAUUGUAUUUCUGGGUGCCGUUUGUUUGUGCUCGGCUCUAGCUGCGGAGUCCACAAAAAAGGAAGUGUCGCAGGAGAACAAGAAGCAGGAUAAACGUGGCAUCAUUCACUUUGGCGGAGGAGAAAUUGGAGGUGGAGGAGGACAUGAUUUUGGAGGACACGGUUUCGGAGGUGGCCUCGAAUUGGGAGGUCACGGGUUCGGCGGAGGCGGCGGAGGUGGAGGUUAUGGAGGUGGCGAAGGUCACCAUGAGCACGUGAAGACCGUUGUCGUUGAGAAGAAGAUCCCGGUUCCUUACACCGUUGAAAAGCACGUUCCAUAUACUGUUGAAAAGAAGGUACCGUACGAGGUUAAAGUACCAGUACCACAACCCUACACCGUGGAGAAGAAGGUUCCCUACCCAGUAAAGGAGAUCAUCAAGGUCCCAUAUUACGUGCCUCAGCCGUACGAGGUCAUCAAGAAGGUACCGUACGAAGUCAAGGUACCUGUGCCAAGGCCUUACGAAGUCAAGGUGCCAGUACCACAACCCUACACCGUCGAAAAGAAGGUACCAUACCCAGUCAAGGUUCACGUUCCACAACCGUACACCGUCGAGAAGAGAGUACCGUACCCGGUAAAGGUAGAGAUCCCAGUUCCGCAACCUUACACCGUUGAGAAGAAGGUACCAUAUGAAGUGAAGGUACCAGUCGAUCGUCCAUACACCGUGCACGUACCAAAACCGUACCCAGUCACUGUUGAAAGGCACAUCCCUGUUCCGGUCGAAAAACCAGUACCUUACGAGGUUAAAAUCCCAGUCGACAAGCCUUACCCCGUCGAAGUACCAAGACCAGUCCCAUACCACGUCAAGGUACCAGUACCACAGCCCUUCACCGUCGAGAAGAAAGUCCCAGUCGAAGUCGAGAAGCCCGUCCCAGUUCCAGUCAAGGUACCAGUAGACAAACCAUAUCCUGUGAUCAAGGAAGUACCAUACCCGGUCGAGAAAGAAAUACCAUAUCCGGUCAAAGUACCAGUCCACAUUCCCAUCAAAGUAUCUCACCAUGAAGGAGGUGGCGGUGGAUCCUUCGGAGGAGGUCACUUCGGAGGCGACGGUGGUCACUUUGGAGGCGGCGGUGGUCACUUUGGAGGCGGAGGCGGCGGCGGUCACUUUGGAGGCGGAGGCGGCGGUGGUCACUUCGGCGGCGGAGAAAUUCACUUCGGAGGCGGCGGCGGUGACGGAGGUCACUCCUUCGGCGGCGGAUCCUUCGGAGGAGGUCAUUCCUUUGGUGGCGGUUCCUUCGAGGGCGGCCACUCCUUCGGCGGAGGACACCAUUAA
Nicrophorus vespilloides is the source of this 1376-nucleotide messenger RNA. Its product is annotated as translation initiation factor IF-2. The record is from RefSeq and is a predicted model, not a curated record. Lineage: Eukaryota; Metazoa; Arthropoda; Insecta; Coleoptera; Silphidae. Bases 60 to 1376 code for a protein of 438 amino acids. The transcript is spliced from 2 exons.